AUGCGUGUUAUCAUUCGAGAGGACCCCGAGGCCGCAUCGGUCUACAUUGCCGACUACAUCAUCAGUCGGAUCAAGGCCUUCAAAGCUACCCCGACACAUCCAUUCGUCCUGGGUCUGCCCACGGGAAGCAGCCCUGAGAUCAUCUACAAGAUUCUGGUCCAGCGUCACCGGGCCGGGGAGAUUUCGUUCAAAAAUGUGGUGACUUUCAACAUGGAUGAGUAUGUGGGCCUGCCUCGUGACCACCCCGAGUCCUACCACAGUUUCAUGUACAAGCACUUCUUCUCGCAUGUGGAUAUCCCGCCCCAAAACAUCAACAUUCUAGAUGGCAACUCAGCGGACCCUGCUGCGGAGUGUGCUUCCUUCGAGGCGCGCAUCGCACAAUAUGGAGGUAUCGAGCUUUUCCUUGGUGGCGUUGGCCCCGAUGGCCAUAUUGCAUUCAACGAGCCCGGUUCCUCGCUAAGCAGUCGCACCCGCGUCAAGACCUUGGCUUACGACACAAUUCUGGCAAACUCGCGAUUCUUCGAUAACGACGUCAAUAAGGUGCCUCGCAUGGCCAUGACAGUGGGUAUCCAGACUAUUAUGGAUGCCCGGGAGGUUGUCAUUGUGGCUACUGGCGCUCACAAGGCGUUCGCUGUGAAAAAGGGUCUAGAGGAGGGCGUGAACCACAUGUGGACUCUCUCUGCGCUGCAGCUCCACCAACAUCCGUUGGUGGUUUGCGAUCGUGAUGCGACCCUCGAGCUCAAAGUCAAGACGGUGCGCUACUUCGAAUCCAUCGAGCAGGCAGGCACCGAUGCUCGUACGCAGGGCCCGGCUCUGGUUUACCGCCCUCGCACUUAUGUUCCCGGCCCAAUUCCAGUCAAGAAGGCAUCGCCCCAACAGCCAACCCCUGAUUCGACCCCGACCAAAGUUCCCAAGGAUCUGCGCAUCAACACCGAACUUCAUCGGACAUUUGACGAUGAACUGACUCCCGACAGUAUGUCUUCGCGUAUGGUAGAUUCUGCUAUCGGAGGUAUCGACGGCACCCUGCACAAUGACCUGCACUUUGAUCGUAUGGGUGCCAGGAUGACCGCUCUUUAG
Penicillium chermesinum is the source of this 1077-nucleotide messenger RNA. RefSeq lists its product as uncharacterized. Gene Ontology annotation, biological process: N-acetylglucosamine catabolic process; D-glucosamine catabolic process; carbohydrate metabolic process. The coding region runs from base 1 to 1077 and encodes 358 amino acids. The record is from RefSeq and is a predicted model, not a curated record. Gene Ontology annotation, cellular component: cytoplasm. NCBI's taxonomy places the organism in Eukaryota, Fungi, Ascomycota, Eurotiomycetes, Eurotiales, Aspergillaceae. The transcript is spliced from 3 exons. Gene Ontology annotation, molecular function: identical protein binding; glucosamine-6-phosphate deaminase activity.